Messenger RNA from Macrosteles quadrilineatus (aster leafhopper), 7813 nucleotides. Its product is annotated as coiled-coil domain-containing protein AGAP005037. Lineage: Eukaryota; Metazoa; Arthropoda; Insecta; Hemiptera; Cicadellidae. The transcript has 26 exons. The coding region runs from base 212 to 5662 and encodes 1816 amino acids. Gene Ontology annotation, cellular component: cytoplasm. The record is from RefSeq and is a predicted model, not a curated record.
UGCCGGGUUGUUAUUAGUGUUUUAAUUGGGUCUUGUGCUGUUUGAAGUGAGUUGUAAAGAAAAGGUUGUGAAGUUAAUUCCUUGUACGAAUUGGUCUGUGUGGUGUGAGUUAAUGCUUGUGAUCUUGGAUAGUUUUAUAGUGAGUUUGGUCGCUGACUGAUCAGAGGAACUUCAACAAUGAAUAAGGUGGGAGUAUCUCGUGGAUCUCGCCAUGCAGCCACGCCACGCCACUUCAACAGACGAGUCUUAUCAGAGUGAUAAGAACCAGGUGUUUGAUAAGACGGACAACCCGGCGUCCGCGACCAGCAACCGAACGAUAUUGCGAGAAUCGAUCGAUAUAUCGAACUUUCCGCGGGGCGCGGCAACUACUUAUCGCAGGAAACUCGAAUUCUUGAACAGCAUAGAGAGAGACAGCAGGACUGAUAGUGAAGCUCUGGAGGGAGCCAGGUUAAUAAUAAACGGGACGGAAGUAGAAGUGGGUAAACAAGGGGCGAUUGAACACACGAAUAGAACAGAUAUCUCUCAGUCUUCCCGGGUGAAGACUUUAGAUGAUAACAACAAUUCUCGCAGCAAGAAAGACGGGUACGCCGACUUUGUCAAGAGACAAAGUUUGGAGAGGUGCAUCUUCAGUGACGACGAGAUAGACUAUUCUCUAGACCUAGGCAGAGCCGCUGCCUCUCAACUGUGGUCCUCAGACUCUGAAGAAUCCGUGGAUGAAGCUUUACUAGAUAAGUUAAAGGAAGAACUAAAUACGUUUUCCAAUAAUAAAAGCCCUAAACAGGCGUCUACUUUGGAACGAAACAGUGUUGACAAAACUUCAAAAACGGCGCCCAUAAUAGAAACUCAGAAUGAGCCGAAGAAGAAGGUGGGAGGAAUCCGGAGAUUGUUGUCUCCGGCUCUGUUCUCGGGAGAGCACAAGAGAAAGUCUGCGGACCAAGGGUCCAGCAGGACCUCCACCCCAGUCCAGGACCGCUCGGAGUGCAACACAAAGACGGUGCUGGAGACAGCGUUCGUAGGAGGGGACAACAGAAGCUACGGAAGAUCCAAGAGUGUCAGUCCCAGCAGGACCAAUGUCCGCUCUCCAGAGGUGCGGAGUCCUACCUCGGGGUACGGGGUGCCCAAGACCAAUGUGAUUAGAGCCAAGGAAAACGGCGGAAAGCAGUACAACUAUGAGAACGGUUCAAAACAGUACACCUAUGAGAACGGUGCUCCGCCUAAUGUAAAGCCGGAUAAAAACAGGAAUGUCCCGGCAGAACGUCCUACGCAUUUAGGACCACUGCAAGUGGAUACGAACAAUCGCAGGGACAGCGUCGCGAGUUCGACGUCGUCGUCUUCCACACUAGUGUCCCCUCAAGAGAAUGGUCCGCAGUGGAUCAGAGAUGUCAACAGGAAUGUCAACAACGGGUAUGCCAAGACAAUGUCACUCCCUGGAUACAGAAACCCACCACAGACUCCGCAGGUACGGUCUCACAUCCCUGUCAGUCAGUCUGGGAGGGUAUCUGCACCACCGUACGUCUGCUGUUCACCCUACGGUCAGAUCAAUCAAGACAGGCUGCUCAUGCCUGUGGCUGCGGAACUGAAGAUCGCCCCACUAGGAAAACAACCGGGACAGAAGACCUCUCCUGUGUCACAGCAACUCCGUGGUCUUCUCUCCCCACAGGGGCUACGCCCUCGUGGCUACGAUCCUUACUACUACAACCACAAUCACCCCAGUAGCGUCGAAUCUUCUCCGGGGUCACAGAACUCCCCGAAGGAGUUGAGGAACUACAACCCCAACGUACCUCACCUCGUGAAGCCUCAGCCAGUGUACAACUCAAGUCCUAGACGACCCAGAAGCGUGUCACCAGCCACUGGGAGCUCGGGAAGCGUCCCUCCAGAGUACUUUGCCCGAGGUUCUAACCAGAGAAAUACCUUCAGUGGAGGUCGUCCCGCCCGGCAGUCUACGAUAUACGAGGAGGUAAUAGAGGAGGGGAAAGAGUUGAAACGAGACAAGAACGGUACGUACGGACCGAUAUUCAAAAGAGGGACGUUGCUUUCUACCACGUCUAGCGAGGGAGAUUUGAACACUUCGGCGGGAAAACGCGUGAGUUUCUCUCCUAGCCACGAGCAGGACGUGAGUCAAGGGGAGAUCUACUGGCCGACGAGGAAAGGCUUGGCUCCGGAACCGCCGACGAGACAGUCGACCACGGAGUACGUGAAUGUGGCGGAGGUAAGGGGAGCGCCGGACCGCCCGUUGCCGCCAAUACCGCGGCGCGCGGGAACGGGUAAACCCAACGUGGAGUACGGUGUGGUAGGUCGGCAACGUGCAGCCAACACUCCCACAACGCAGCGAGUGCAGUCGCUGGCCGCUAGGUGGCAGCAGCAGGCAGACGGUCCGCGACCAAUACCACCGACCGCCAACAGAUGGCACCACCAGUCAGAUACGGAGUCCGGCAGCGAGGCGGGAGAAGUUCAAAGAAUAUUGCAACAAGGCGAGAACUAUUAUUCAGAAGAAGAAUGGACGGCGGACGGCAAAGCAGGCCGACCCAACGCGCCCUCAGAGACCACUGGAAAUGGUACAACACCAAGGGAGGAAGAAAGUCGCAGGACAGGUAGAGGGCGGAGGGAUGAUCCUCGUAGACACACUCUGUCUGGGGAACAUCACCACAACUACCCCACACUGGCCCGCAGUAUGGACCUAGAGAUGGGCUCCAAAUCCCAACGUAGGAAGACCCCGUUGCCCAGGGGGUACCCUCCCCCCAGCACGGCCAUGCUGUUUGAUGAUGACCCGGGGAUCAUGUCGGAGGUGGAGACAAGUUCUACGGGGUUCCGGAGAGGAGGGAAGCAACGGAGUUCUCUCCCUGUGGUCCGGACUCCCUCCAAAACCCUGGAGAGGCCUCUCGCGGCCGGGCCGCCUUCGCGCCGUCCUGAGGUCGCCGGCGCAACGCUGAUGUACCACGGCGCACCGACCCACUGCGGUCUAGUGUUCCUGCAGUACCGUAGCGAGACCAAGCGAGCGCUGCUUCCCAACGAGAUCACCUCCAUAGACACAGUCAAGGCGUUGUUUGUCCGAUCCUUCCCCAAACAGCUGACCAUGGAAUAUCUUGACUCUCCUUUGGUCAAGAUAUACAUCCACGACUCCUCGAAGGACAUGUUCUACGAGCUGGAGGAUCUCAGGUCUCAUUUGAGAGAUAUCCGGGACCGCUCGGUGUUGCGGUUGUUUGAGUCGGCCGACGUCGGCGGAGGAGCGAUGCCGCCAGGGAUCAUACCUCCUCAGACGUGGGACCAGGACCAAUCGUACUUCAGUGAACCAGAGUUUGACUCCGAGUACCAACAUCAGCACAUCCACAAAACUAAGGUUGCGCGCAUUAAGGGCUUUGGCAGCAAAGGCGGACAUGGCCAGCCGUACUACAUGACUCACUCCUUCCCUCCUGGCACCUCCGCCGCCACUCUGCCCCGCAGCGGACCCUUGCUGAGAGCAUACUCCCCCGCCAAGCCUCCUGGGGAUGCGGGCUACAUGUCGUCACCAGAGCGGGGGGCUGGGGCUCCCCCCCGGCCGUACCCUGCUGGGUACACCCCCACACCUUACGAGGACCCCUACUACUCCCAGUAUGGCACAAGGACAGGCUCCAUCACACCAGUUAUUGACGAGGAAGCCAGUGAUACAGAACUAAUUGACGAGUCCUACAGCCUUUACGGGGUCAAACCCCCGUUCCCGCGGGGUCAGUUCCCAGCCCCCGCAGUCCCGACCCCAUACGAUGCAACCAGCUUGUUAUCCAGGAUCCGAGUGGAGCACAUGGAGCGACAGUUGGCCAACCUGACUGGUUUGGUGCAGAAAGCGCUGACGCAAGCCCCGACCCCUACACCUAGAGAGUUCCUUAACGUACCACCGGGCGGCACCACCAACAACUACCGCAACGCCAAUGAUGACUAUGACAAGCAUUCCAGUUCAAGCUCUGCGUCUCUGCCAGAUGAAACGUAUCUGCGAAGCGAUGUGAAAACUCCUAAACUUGGAAAAGAUAAGUCAGUGUCGUUUGAGAAGUCUGUCUCGUUUAGUGACGAGCCUCCGGACAUGAACUCUCCGAAACAACAUUCCCCGCAACAUGGAGUGGAUUCUAAACCAACUAAACCUGCUAUUAAAUCAUCUACCUUACCCCGAACAUCUUCACAAGAGCGGGAUCGUCAUAAACCCACGCCUCCUCCCAAACCUGUCUCGUUGUCUCCGGGCCAGUACGAAGGGAGGCAUGUAUACAGAGACCUCCAACUGACCCCAGAGAUGUACAAUCAGCUGAGGGGGCUGCAGAAGAAGGCCAAAGAUCUGAGAGCGGAGGUGAGAAACUUGCGGCGGAUGUCUCAAGCGCAAGCCCAUGCGGUGAGGGAGACCAUACGGGACACAUUUAUCAAAAUAAGAGCAAUGGUGAUGACGGGAGGGGAGGGACUGUGGUCAGCUUCUACAGACGCAGAGAGGGUGAGGAUCAGCAGAGAGGAGGAUCUCUACAAACAGGAGAUGAUCAGACUGGAGUCAGAUCUCACUGAGUUGGAAGGCACCGUGGAAGAGUUGAGAGGGAACGUCAUAAACAGAAAAACUCGGGUCAACAUGUCUGACGUGGAGAACAUGGCUUUAAUUCUAAGCAAAUCUAGUAAAACAGUAGCAGACUUGAAACUGCGGUUUCCAAAUUUACAGGAGACUCUAAGAUCGGCCCUUAGUCAAGAAAUGGAAAAAGUUGUUUUAGAAGAAAAGUUCCUAAAAGAAGAGCCUGAGCGCUUAGAAAGUGCCUUGAGACGUUGCAAAAAGUUAACUGGCACAUUAGUAACACUCAAAAGGUUAGCGUCAGUUCAAGAGCAGAGACUACCUGAUGCUCGGGUGUCGCCUACGCUAGAGGAGACUCCCCCCGUCACCCCCACCACUGGCAAGACCACUGGAGCGGGGGAUGUCAUGGGGUCGGGCGGGGGCUCCCCCGCCAGUGGACGGUCAGACGCCUCCCGUCCGGAGAACGCGCUCGACGCUCUGCUAGACGAACUGCAAACAUUCGCUAAACCCCCUGCAGCCAACACUUCCACCCUGCGUAGACUUCACUCCUACCCCUCCAGCGAGGGGGGAAAGCCCCCCGUACCAGAGAGAGGUGCUGACCUACUGAGCAAGAGGGUGCCUCCACCUCCUCCACCCAGGACCAGUUCCCGCUCCCCAUUGUCGUCCCCGACGGGUCCUGUAGUUCCCCCACGUGGCCCUUCCGGCAGUCCUCUCAGACGAAAUGCCCCGGGCCGAUCCAGCCUUAAGGAAAACACCAAAGACCCGCCCUUAGCGUCUAAUUCUUCGAGUUGCGAAAGUGUCAAUUCUCAAGAAGGUGCUCACACGCAAUCCCGCCAGGAGAUAUUGGAGAUGAGACAUCAGGAACUGCUGAGAAAACAGAAGGCGCUUCAGGAGCAGUACACGAGACUGCAGCAACUUCAGAGAGCGCCUCCGCCCGACCUGCUGCAACUCAAGAAGACGGGGAGUGAGAGCAAUAUCCUGGCCAAAAUGGGACUAGGCUUGAGUGCGGCGGCACCGAUAUCAGGCUCUCUCUCCCACCUGGGCCCUCCUCCCCCCACCACAGCGGCCAAUGAUGCCAGUAACACAGAGGCCACUAGCACUGCUACCAACACGUCCACUACUAGUAAAGUCUACGAGACAGACAUACUGUGACCGACUAGUCAGGUAUAGCGCUCGAGCAACGCCGUCAACUGCCAUUGUCCGUAUCUACAUAGUUUUGUAAACACUCGUUGUGUUUGAUCGCAUUUUCGUAGUGUUAUACUUUAGACUAGGAAAUAAACUAAAACAUACAAAAUAUCUAUAUGUGUACAGACUGAGAUAUGCACCAACUUGUUUUGCUGUCAAGUUUUGUUUGAGAGAAACAUAGUUUUGUGUUGCUUCUGUUGCACAGGGUUUAUUCCACAAUACUCAAAAAUUUAAAGAAAAAUGAAUAGGUAAGUUACCCUACAUACAUUUUGAAAGAUUUUAUAUAAAGUUGAAGACUUACUAAACUUGCAAACAAAAACUCUCAUGAAUUGAAUUCAACUCAAUUUAGACGUGUUUGGCUGCUGUGUUGGUGGGAUGGAGCUAUCAGUUUUUGUUGUUUAAUUUUUUUAUGAAGAGGAAGUUUAAAUAUUAUAUUGAUAUUUCUAAAAUAUCACUUUCUUGCCCUGAACAUCUUACUUAAUAUUUACUUUGAUACCUCUAAAUUUCUACAUACUGUAUGUGUUUUAAAAUAAUACGGAAUUAAAUAUUAUAUUUUACAAUUGGAAAGUGUACUAAACAUACACCUUGUAACAAAAGUCUACUUAAGUUUUUGACAAAAGUACUGUUUUACAUUGAGUUUUUCCUACUUGAGAAUUCAAUUAAGAUUCUAAAUGUUUUUGACUGUAGUCUGAUAAAAUUACAGACUACCUACUGUAAAAAUAAGAGCAAAUGUUAGAAUAUCAACUCCUUAGGAUAGGUUGUUUGUGUCUGAAACUAUUAUUUGAUGAUAAAGAUUUAUAUUUAUAUUAGAGCUGCAGUGAUUAGCUUGUGAAUUAGACUCGGUCACUGAUAGCAUCUAGGAACAUUUUGUAUCAAAUCUUAAAAUCUGUUAAGACGAAGUAUGACUUCUGACGGGUGGAGAGUUGUUGUAUUGAAUCGUGCCAAAGUCCCCCCUCCCUCCCCUUAAGUAUACAUAUUUGCUCAAAUAGACAGUCGAUGUCUGUGUUGUCAUUCACGAUUCUCGUUUCAAUGUUAUUGUCGACACCAGUUCUAUAUUUAUGCACUGUUCAGCAGAUAGUAUAUUUCAAUUCAUUGCUUGAGUCGAGUUUUGACACUUUUAAAUGUAAGGAAAGUCAUUGUAAAAUGUUUGAAAUUUGAAUGUCACAUUCAUUUCUCCAUAAACAUAACAUUGUGAAGUCAAUAGGUGUAAAAGUUGUUUGCAAAUUAAAUUAUUUAAACUAGCCUAUUUUCAAAGCGAUUUAUUAGUCAUUUUAAUUGUACAUAGAUUGUAUAGUAAAGUAAAUUAUUUAACAGCAGAAAAUUGUAAUAAAUUGUUUUAGUUUUACAAUAUGAAGUUUUGAUGAUUUUAAACAUUUUAUUUAUUUUAACAUUGCCCUGUUUUAUUGUGCAUUUUAAUUUCUAGGGAUGUAAAUAGACUGAAAUUAAGUUAAUUAACUUUUAAUUAGGCUACUCAUUUCAAUGUUUUAUGAUUUAGAUACACAUAAUUUUUUAGCAAAAGUAAAAAGUAUUUUAUGUUCCUAAUAAUAAUAUUUUCAACAAUCUGUUCUUGUAUUAACUUAACAGGGGAUUCAACCAUUUUGCCUGGAUAAGACAUUUCAUUACUCAUUGUCAAUGAUUUUAAUUCAGAUAAUAUUACCAAAAAGUAUUUCAAAAACUACUUUUUUAUGCUAACAUUACACCUCUAUAUUACUGUGUGGGGUGUAACAUAUUUUGUGUUAAUUUCACAUACAAUUUUAAUGUACUGUAACUAUUAUUAAGCACUAUUUGUAAAGAUAGAUAAUUUUAACUAACCAAGAAGUGUAUAUAAAACUCAUAAAUAUGAUUGAUACGAAUAGAUGAUGAGUUGGUUCUUUAUAUUAUCAAUUGUUGAUCGUAUCAGAGUUGAUCAUUUGUUGAUUACACAAUGUUACUUAUGUUAUAGACAAUCUAGCACCAGAUUACGGUUUCUGGUCUUUGAUCGCAGCUUGUAUAAUUUGUUUCGGUUUAUUUCCUCAGAUGACAAAACUGAACAUAGUUUUAGCUAGUUGGCGAUUGUUUUAUUUUUAAAACACUAACCAUGUAAGCGUAAAAAUAAAUCAUUUUGGUUAUCAAAUUAAA